AUGCUGACGUCCGCUCAGCCUCAUGCCACGACCCUCGGAGGCACCCCGCGGAUAUCACUCUCCGCGGGCCUCUCGACGCGGCUUGACCAGCGUGUGAUUCAUGCGGCCGCCGCAGCGGCUACGGCUCCGGCUGCGUCAGCGAGCCUGCCCUUGAAGAAGAGAAUUCCACCGCGUUCAUGGGAUAGCCAUAUGCAUGUCGUGGAGCCUCACCGGUUUCCGGUGUCUCCGGCGGCAGUAUAUCAACCAGAGAUUCAUACGCUGGCUGAUGCUCUUGCCUUCGAGUCAUCCCUGGGCGUUGAGAAUCUCGUCUUCGUCCAGCCUUCGAUCUAUGGCACCGACAACUCCUGUCUAUUAGCAGCCCUGGCAAGGCUCGGUCCUUCUCGUGGCCGCGGAGUCGUGGUUGUUGACCCUGCCACUGUUCAACAGGAGACGCUCGAUGCGUGGCAUGCCCUAGGUGUUCGAGGUCUCCGAGUGAAUCUCCAGUCGGUGUGUAAGGUGAUGGACCAGGACGAGUUGGAACAGACCUUGCUUCGCCAUGCCGAGAUUGCCCGCCCUCGGAACUGGAUCAUUGAGAUCUACAUUCCUCUGAAGAUGGUGCCUAUGCUAGAAUCCGUGGUGCCUCGUCUCGGCGUCGCUCUCUGCAUCGACCAUUUCGGAAGCCCCACGCUGUUUUGCCAAUCUUCGACGACCAACAGCUCCUCCUUCGACCCCUAUACCCUCCCGGGCUUCAACUCGUUGAUCUCGCUCCUCCGUGCCGGUAGUACCUACAUCAAGGUAUCUGCCCCUUACCGACUGACGAAAGACCGACAAAUGCGUGAUCUGAAGGCCAUGGCACGCGAGUUCCUGGCUGCUGCACCAGACCGCGUCAUCUACGCAACGGAUUGGCCUCAUACUCGCUUUUCCGGUGUCGACAUCAGCCCGUUCACCGAGUGGUGCUUGGAUCUUUGCGCUCACGAACCAAAUUUGGCCGACAAAUUAUUUCGGAGGAAUACGGAGCGGAUGUUAGAUGUGAAAUCGGAAUGA
This is a messenger RNA of Penicillium canariense, 1023 nucleotides long. RefSeq names its product putative TIM barrel metal-dependent hydrolase. The transcript has a single exon. The record is from RefSeq and is a predicted model, not a curated record. Gene Ontology annotation, molecular function: hydrolase activity. Lineage: Eukaryota; Fungi; Ascomycota; Eurotiomycetes; Eurotiales; Aspergillaceae. The coding region runs from base 1 to 1023 and encodes 340 amino acids.